CCGCGGCGGGCGGAGUGCGGAGGUGCCGCGGUCCAGGAAACACCAAGGUUUUGAGCAGCAGUGAUUCCAGGGUCUGGGACCUCAGCUUUCAAGACUGGCACUUACCUUUCCAUCCAUCAAGGAACUUGUUCCAUGCCCUUGGUCUCUGCUUCCCUGCAGCAGGGUUCAAUAACCUGUGUGGAUCAGAGACUCCCUAUUUGCUGCUUUGAGGAUUAAUUGGCUCUACUUCCAGCACAAUGGAUGAAUUGCAGGAUGUUCAGCUGACAGAGAUCAAACCACUCCUGAAUGACAAGAAUGCAGCUCGCAACUUCCAGGACUUCGACUGUCAGGAACAUGACAUUGAGACAGCUUUCGGAGUGGUUCAUGUCACCAUGCGGGGCACACCCAAGGGGAACAGACCUGUCAUCCUCACAUACCAUGACAUUGGCCUCAACCACAAAUCCUGUUUUAAUGCAUUCUUUAACUUUGAAGACAUGCAAGAGAUCACCCAUCAUUUUGCUGUGUGCCAUGUGGAUGCACCAGGCCAACAGGAAGGAGCCCCCCCAUUCCCAUCUGGGUACCAGUAUCCCAGUAUGGAUGAACUGGCUGAAAUGUUACCUGCUGUCCUGACACAUCUAAACCUGAAAAGCUUCAUUGGGAUUGGCCUAGGCGCUGGUGCUUAUGUCCUCAGCAGGUGUGCACUCAGCCACCCUGACCUGGUGGAGGGACUUGUUCUUAUUAAUGUUGAUCCAUGUGCAAAGGGGUGGAUUGACUGGGCAGCAUCCAAGUUUUCAGGCUGGACAACCAACAUAGUGGAUAUUGUCUUGGCACAUCAUUUUGGCCAUGAGGAACUGCAGGCAAAUCUAGAUUUGAUCCAAACAUACAGGCUUCAUAUUGCGCAGGACAUUAACCAGGAUAACCUUCAGCUGUUCCUCACCUCAUACAACAGUCGUAAAGAUCUAGAAAUUGAGAGACCAGUUGUUGGUGUCAAUGAAAUGACUGCAAAAACACUCAAGUGCCCUGCUUUGCUUGUUGUUGGUGACAACUCACCUGCUGUGGAAGCUGUGGUUGAAUGCAAUUCCCGUCUUGACCCAACCAAAACUACCCUUCUGAAGAUGGCCGACUGCGGGGGCUUGCCUCAGGUGGUUCAGGUGAGACACACCUUGGCUCUCCCAUGGCAUUUGAGGGCAGAAGAGCCCUUUGUUCUGCUUGCACUAAAGCCACUGUCUCUGUUUCCACAGCCUGGCAAGCUGACUGAAGCCUUCAAGUACUUUGUGCAGGGAAUGGGCUACAUCCCUUAUGUGCAGCUCAGCCACCUAAGCACUGAGUCAGUGCCAGCAGCCAGCAUGACCCGCUUGAUGCGCUCCCGUAGCCACUCCUCCUCCAGCGUGGGCUCUGGUGAGAGCAGCCGCAGCCGGUCUCAUGCCAGCACCCAUGGGGAAGGCAGUGCUGGAACCCCAGAGGGAAUCGACCUCCAGGCUGCACCUCAAACCAUGGAAGUAUCCUGUUAGGCAGGAGCCCCUCUUCUGGAUUCAGACAGCUCCACUCACCCCAAUGAACCCACUCAGAAUUUAGCAUUUCAUCUGACAUGGCAUUAACUGUUCUCUCUAACCUGUGCAUGCCCAUCCAAGCAGCCACCUCCUUGGUAGUCUGUAUGUGACAAUUACUUUGAUCUUUUCUGUAUCCCUUUGGCAUCAGAGUCUCUUUAAAACUCAUUGACAUUCCACAGUCUUAGUAAGUCCCAUUACUGUACAUGUUGAUGCCAUCUCCUGUCUGUGCUGUGUAUCAAUCCAGAUGACAGCCGUUGUCUCCCCUCUUCAUUUAAAUAUAAUUUCUGUGGCUUUGUGAGGUUUAGAAUUGCUUUCUAGUUGUGCUUCUGCUAAAGGGCCCUUGUGAUGCAGUUACUGUGUCAUUGGUGGGACGUGGGAAAGGAAGACCAUGAGGAUGUGGCACUCCAGGCACUGGAGCAGGCAAUGCAGUGUGGAGCUGUACCCUGGGACACAGAACCCAUUGGAAGAUCUGUCUGUCCCCAGGGCUGUUUCACAUGCCAUGCAGCAUGAGACUAACAAAUGGUCAGGAAUACUGUUUUGGUCUUACCUGUGUAUGUGUGUUAAGAAGGAGUAGAGUGAUUUCUUACCUGAGCCUCCUGAAAAAACAAAGCAAUUAACUAGUAAACUACACUAACAAGGUGCACUAUUAACCCAGUACAAGGGAUUAAACUCCAGCAGCCCUGGCUCUAGACCACUUCUGCAACCCUCUGCAGACCCGGCAGAAGGACAGGAUGCAGUGACACAUGGUUGCUGUUCUCCCCUGGCACAGGUGAAUAUUUAAUAUUGAGCAGGUUGUGAAAUGGGAAGCAGUGCCUCUUGCCAGGUGGAGAUCCCAGAAUCUCCUGCACUGCCAUCAUCUGUGUGUCCCACUGCCCCUGGCAGGAUCUGCACAGGGUGCAGUUAAAUGGAGGUGGGAAACACCAAGUGAGUAUGGCAGCCAGAAGUCACACAUUCCUGUGAGUCGUGUCAAAGGGGCGAGCAGUGAACACCACUGUGCAGAUAGCAGUUACUGUCUUUGUGGAAUUCACAACUGUGCUACCUUUUUACACCUGGCUGCGUCCCCUUGCUGCCAAGGUCUGGUGUUAAUGGGAGAAAAGGGAUGAGUGGUCAGGCUGCUGCAAGUCUCAAUUGAUAAGCAAAACCUCCUUUCCUCACUGCUGAGCAGCCUGACCCAAUGGGAGCCAACUCCUCCCAGGGUCAUGCUCAUGUUCUGCUCCAUUUCAGGUAGGGAAUGGGACUGGGAGGCUCUGCCUGAGGGGGACUUUGUACCGGUUAUGGAAUAAAGCUAUAACUGAGUUUCAUUGUUA
Molecule: messenger RNA, 2836 nt
Organism: Melospiza melodia melodia
Lineage: Eukaryota; Metazoa; Chordata; Aves; Passeriformes; Passerellidae
Gene: NDRG3
Product: NDRG family member 3
Exons: 17
Coding region: 237-1490 (417 amino acids)
Biological process (GO): signal transduction
Cellular component (GO): cytoplasm
Source: RefSeq, a predicted model, not a curated record